CCGUGUACUAGCCGGGCGUUCUCGAGUGAGGAUAAAAUCCCAAACCAGAGGCUCUGCUUCAAUAGAGAAGGGUGGUUGCGGAAAAACCACUAUUAAACCCUAAUAAUUUAAUUCUCAAGAAACCCUCAUUUCCUCUGGUUAAAUUCUGCGUUUUUCUACUAUUGGAAAUGGGCCUGUGUAAAAUGGCAAGCUCUCUAAUGGUGAGAGAAUUGAACCACUUCAUAAUAAACCCACGACCUUCCUUUAUUAUUACCAGAAAUGGCCAUUUCAGUGCAGUUUUCAGGCCUUCCAUGGCUCUGGGAUUGGUCAAAUAUAGAAGCGUUCAUGGUGGUCGUGUAGUUUGUUAUGCAUCAGAUUCUGGAAAGGGAGAGAAGGUUCCAGCAAGACUUUCACAGAUGCGGCAGCUUUUACAGGAGGCAGAGGAAAGGGCAGUCACUUCUGAGGAGCCAAUCCCUAGAAUAACCCUAGAUCAUGUAACUAUUAAUUUUGCUAGAAGUGGAGGUCCUGGAGGUCAAAAUGUGAAUAAAGUAAAUACUAAGGUUGACAUGCGAUUCAAUGUGAAAGGCGCAUACUGGCUCAGUGACCGUGUUAGAGAGAGAAUCUUGCAAAUGGAAAAAAAUCGCAUCAACAAAGAUGGAGAACUUGUCAUCUCAUCAACAAAGACAAGAACCCAGAAGGGUAACAUUGAAGAUGCUCUGGAAAAACUACAGGCAAUCAUUGAUGCUGCGUCAUAUGUACCCCCUCCGCCUUCUGAGGAGCAGAAGAAAAGGAUAGCAAAAUUGGCUGCUAUAGGGGAAAAGAAGAGGAUUGAGAGCAAGAAGGCUCUUUCCCAAAAGAAGGACUUCAGAAGGAGCAGAGGUAGUUGGGACUAAUGCAUGCUGGUUUUUUUUUUGGGUAAUUCACUGGAGAAGACAGGCCCUACCCAUUUUUUCAAUAGACUAGGGAGAUGCAUUUUGAAGGUGUUAAUUGCGGGUGUCAGUGGUAGGAAUGGAUACCACGAUGUGGUAACCGGGUGUGGGGAUGUUACCACCACGACCCCUCCUACGAUCUCCGCGGUCUGGGAUUCAUUAUAGCGCUUUAAAUUUGCCUUCUAUAUUCCCAACCUUUUUGUUGUUUUUUGCCAAUGUUGUCUUCACUGUCCAGUCAAUAUUCUUAACCAGUUGUGUUUGAACAUAUUAGGCUGAUUCUAGCCCAUAUUUAGCUGUCUAAUAUGCCGUAGAUGAAAAGUGCUUUUUAUCUUCUUUAACAAGCAUUUUUGUGUUCUGCUGAUAACUCAAGAAUCCCUGUGGGACCUGUAUCUCAUAUUUCCAUAUAUUCGAAUGCUGUAUCGAUCA
Amborella trichopoda is the source of this 1334-nucleotide messenger RNA. Its product is annotated as Class I peptide chain release factor. Gene Ontology annotation, molecular function: translation release factor activity. NCBI's taxonomy places the organism in Eukaryota, Viridiplantae, Streptophyta, Magnoliopsida, Amborellales, Amborellaceae. Gene Ontology annotation, biological process: translational termination. The record is from RefSeq and is a predicted model, not a curated record.